Lacerta agilis (Sand lizard) is the source of this 2722-nucleotide messenger RNA. RefSeq names its product trans-golgi network protein 2 (gene TGOLN2). Lineage: Eukaryota; Metazoa; Chordata; Lepidosauria; Squamata; Lacertidae. The transcript is spliced from 4 exons. The record is from RefSeq and is a predicted model, not a curated record. Bases 41 to 1264 code for a protein of 407 amino acids.
UUUCCUUGGCCAGAAGCGGAAGGAACCCCAUCAGACCGGCAUGGCUGCGGGGUGGCUGGGCUUCCUGCUCCUAUGCGGCCUGGUUGCCUUCGGCGCUUUGGCGCCGGCGAACACAGAGAAGGAUGCCUCGAGGAAGGAACAAAUUGUUGACUCAGGCACUCCCAUUAACAAUCUAGUUUCUGGACGCUCCCAAGGCAAAGAGUCUCCUCCACAGCCUCCUCCCGAUAAGUCAAAACCUGUUGAUUCCAAGCAACCUCCCCAACAGCAAGAGGCCCCUGGAAACUCCCAAGGCGAAGGGUCUCCUCCACAGCCUCCUCCCGAUAAGCUAAAACCUGUUGAUUACAAGCAACCUCCCCAACAGCAAGAGGCCCCUGGAAACUCCCAAGGCGAAGGGUCUCCUCCACAGCCUCCUCCCGAUAAGCUAAAACCUGUUGAUUCCAAGCAACCUCCCCAACAGCAAGAGGCCCCUGGAAACUCCCAAGGCGAAGGGUCUCCUCCACAGUCUCCUCCCGCUAAGCUAAAACCUGUUGAUUCCAAGCAACCUCCCCAACAGCAAGAGGCCCCUGGAAACUCCCAAGGCGAAGGGUCUCCUCCACAGCCUCCUCCCGAUAAGCUAAAACCUGUUGAUUCCAAGCAACCUCCCCAACAGCAAGAGGCCCCUGGAAACUCCCAAGGCGAAGAGUCUCCUCCACAGCCUCCUCCCGAUAAGCUAAAACCUGUUGAUUCCAAGCAACCUCCCCAACAGCAAGAGGCCCCUGGAAACUCCCAAGGCGAAGAGUCUCCUCCACAGCCUCCUCCCGAUAAGCUAAAACCUGUUGAUUCCAAGCAACCUCCCCAACAGCAAGAGGCCCCUGGAAACUUCCAAGGCGAAGAGUCUCCUCCACAGCCUCCUCCCGAUAAGCUAAAACCUGUUGAUUCCAAGCAACCUCCCCAACAGCAAGAGGCCCCUGGAAACUUUCAAGAUAAUCAGUCUGAAGAAGAUCAAGAGGAUGACAACGAAGGUGGAGAGGGAGAGGGCAUUCUUGAAGACCCCCAACCUAAGCAUGAUACGGGGAACUCCCGGGCUAGUCCACCGCCCAAGAAUGGACCUGAAAACAGCCACUUCUUUGCCUAUUUGGUGACCACAGCCAUUGUUGUUGCUGCCUUAUAUAUUGCUUACCACAAUAAACGAAAGAUUAUUGCCUUUGCUCUCGAAGGGAAAAAAUCGAAGUUAACCCGAAGACCCAAAUCCAGUGACUAUCAGCUACUGGAACCAAAGAUCUAAAGUAAACCCAGAAAUUCUUACAUGAUGCUGUGUUGAAUAAAAAAAAAAAACCUUGUUCCCAGUAUGGGCACACACAAAACAUGGAAGAAGUCUUGCCUUCCGUCAUGAAUGAGUACAACUCCGAAGCCUAUCAGCUCUGCUGCUGUGCCCCGGGGGAGGGAGGAGCAAGAAGUGUUUUUUCUUGUGCACGUGCACUUUGGAAAUGAUUAUGCCUCAGUCUUUCUAUCCAAUGUUUGUACACCUUUUGGCUACUUGAAGUUGAACUGUUUCCCCCCCCCCCUCCCAUACUGCAACAGAAGAACCCAAAGGGGAUAGUGUGUGUGUGUACAUCUCCCCAAACGAUGUGGUAUAUGAUUCUUUCUACUGUGUCAAAGGGCUGGAUUUAGGAGGCACUGUGCCUGUCGAAUGCAGAGCUUGGCUUCCUUGCCUCCUAGCUUCCUGGCAUUUUCAUAAUACUUGACCUGGUGAGUUUGUAGUUGACUUUGAUGAAGGUUGUCGACUGCUGUCCAUGGUAGUAAACCAGAAGUUCCCUUUGUGCUCCAUUGCAGUAGUUGAGGCAUGUUUUGCCACACAGACCAUUUGGACACCUUCUGUUUGUAGAUGGCAAUUUUGAGAAAUAAUUAUUCAACGUUGCAACAACAAAACUGCUAGAGAUGUCAGAUUACGUGAAAAGGCAGGAUCAUCAUGCUCAUCUUGUGACUUCCUAAUUCUUGAUAGAUUUGGUAUAUUUCUGAUUCACUAGAGACUAUAACGUCAAAUGAUCAGAAGGCUGCUGGUGUAAAAGACUUUGUGUUGGGGGUGUUUGAAUCCCUUUCCUCCCCUCACUCUGUGCCAAACUCCUUAGAGAAGAAUCUUAAUUGAUUUGUAAAUCGAUAGUGCCAUAUCCCCAUUCCAAAAUGUCACAGAAGGAUGGCGGUUGUGUCCGGGGCUGUUCCAAUCCACCUAAGGCCACAAAUAAUUUAAAGAUUAUAUACCCUUGGCCGAUCAUUUUCAAGGAAAAUAAAAUGUAAAUAUUUGCUAUUUGGUGUCACAAAUGCACUGUCUUAGCACUUAAGAGACCCUUACUUCUAAAAACCCAAUAAUUUAAUUGCUUGUUACAUAGGUCUAAAAUUGUUUAUUCACUUCAGAAACCUAAUUUGAGGCACUGCUUCUUAAUUGUGAAGGAUACUUGUGUAAAAUAGAUCACCAAUGCACCACUGAAAAUGGUAGUUCUCGUGUGUGUGUGUGUGUGUGUGUGUGUAAUUGUAUAGAAGUGCUGUUUUCUUUCCUAAAUCUGAAUUUCUGGUAAUUCCACAGAGCAGGUUGUAAUGCACAACAGCCUGUUCUACAUAAUGUGAGUUUAGGUUUGGUGGCUUUCACCACACUGCAAGUGUUCUUUUAGGCUGGUUUUAUUUUUAUUCACCAUGAGGAAGUGGAAAUGAAAUGUGAAUGAGAAAGUAAUUUUGAUGUUUGCCUGAG